AGGUCCAGGUCUGCGCAUGCGCGAAUCACAUGUUGCUGUGUGUUGUUAUUGUAGAGUAAGUGAAGGGCAGAGAGCGGCACAGGAGAGCUGGAUCUGCUUCAGACUGGAUGGCAGGAUGACAUGCUCAGAUAACACGACUACACCGGCGUCCCUGAUUAAAACUAACUGUCGCCGCUCGCGUGCGAUAAAGCCGUCGACGUCGCUUUGGGUAACAUUGUAGCAGCGGACGCGCGCGCAGCGAUGAACGCGCAUCUGUGGGCUCAGCUUCAGGCGGGCAGCUCGGAGGUGGACUGGUGUGAAGGGAAUUAUCUCAUCUAUCCCGGAAUCGCGGAAUUCUAUAACACCAUAAGCAACGUGCUGUUCUUCGUGCUGCCUCCGAUCCUCAUGUGUCUGUUCCGUCAGUACGCCACGCACUUCAACAGUGGCAUCUAUCUGAUCUGGACUCUGCUGGUGGUGGUUGGGAUCGGCUCUACUUACUUCCAUGCGACGCUGAGCUUCCUAGGGCAGAUGCUGGAUGAGCUGGCCAUACUGUGGGUGCUCAUGUGUGCCAUCGGCAUGUGGUUUCCCAAGAGAUACCUGCCCAAGAUAUUCCGCAGAGACAGAUCGAGGUUUCAAAUGGUCAUCGGGGUCCUCUCAGGGAUCACCACCUGUUUGGCCUUCAUCAAGCCAGCGAUAAACUCCAUCUCUCUCAUGGCGCUGGGAAUCCCAUGCACCGCUCUUCUCAUCACAGAGCUAAAGAGGUGUGAUAACCUGCGUGUGUUUAAGCUGGGUCUUCUCUCGGGUCUGUGGUGGACUCUGGCGCUCGUGUGCUGGAUCAGUGAUCGCAUUUUCUGUGAAAUGUGGUCUUCUGUCAACUUCCCAUAUCUACACUGUGCCUGGCAUAUCCUCAUCUGCCUGGCGUCUUAUCUGGGAUGUGUGUGUUUUGCGUAUUUCGACGUGGCAUCAGAGGCUCCGGAGCAGGGCCCCGUCCUCAGAUUCUGGCCCAGCGAGAAAUGGGCUUUCAUCGGGGUGCCAUACGUCACUCUUCUGUGUGUGCACAGGAAGCCCUCUAUUAAGGUGACUUAAACUGUGCUUCCUGAGGUAUCCGACUACUCUUCAGUGCACUUUGUAAUGGACUUUCACACGAAGGAGAAUCCUGGUUUUCAGGUGGAUUUGUUUGGGGAAGGAUGAAGGUCAAUCAAGGUAUUCAUGCGAGUAUUUAGUAUCUUAACUGCACAAAAUCAGCUCUCGGUUUACUUCGGGGGGAAACAAUGUGUGAUCAGGAUUUGAUGUUGCGCUGCAGGUCAAAAGUUUGGAAUAUUUACCUUUUUUUUAUGUUUUUGAAAGUAGUCUCUUCUGCUCACCAAGGCUGCAUUUAUUUUUGAUCAGAAAUACUGUGAAAUAUUAUUACAAUUUAAAAUAAUAUUUUUCUAUGUGAAUGUAUUUUAAAAUGUAACUUAUUCCUGAAACACACAGCUGAAUUUUAGCAUCAUUUAUGAAGUCUUCAGUGUUUGUUUACACUUUUUGAAACCGAUAAGUAAAAAAAAGAAAAAAGGAAAUUAAUAGUUUUAUUCAGCAAGGAUGCAUUAAAUUCAUCAAAAAUGACAUUUGUAAUGUUACAAAAGAUUUCUAUUUCAAAUAAAUGCUGUUCUUGUGAACCUUCUAUUAAUCAAAGAAUCCCCCAAAAAAGUGUUUUAUAGUUUCCUCGUAAAUAUUAAGUCGCCAAAAUGUUUUCAACGUUGUUGAUAAUAUGAACUAUUAUUAAUAAUUGAGCACCAAUAAUUACUGGAGGAAUGAUGAUUAAAAUUCAGCUUUGAUGACAGGCAUAGAUUGCAUUUUACAAUAUAUUAAAGUAGAAAAUUUCUAUUAACUCUUUCCCUGCCAUUGACAAGAUUAUACGCCUUUUCGUGUUUUCACUGUUAUACACUUGGGGGCGCUGUUACACAUCUUCUGAACGAGUACAAAACCUCCCGAACAAAAACACACAUGAACAGGAGGAAGAAACGAGCGAUCUCUUACGUAAACAGAUGAAUAUGAUAAAUAAUCCAAUGAUCAGCAAUAAACAGCAUAUAAAUUAAAACUGCAUAAUGUUACAGAGUAAAAUGUUGAUCCAUGAAGUGUUAUAUAUCUAUGCAAAUUUUGAUGGAAGCGAUUUAAAUGUAGAGGCUUUGAUCUUUAUUUUUUAGUAUAUUGCAUAUUCCAAUAUUCAUACAGCAAAAUAAACAAAUUUGAGUGACAAUCGUCAAAAUCGCUGACGGUGGCUGGCACCUUUUUUCAAAUGUGCUGGCAGGGAAAGAGUUAAUAUUUACUGUAUUUCUAUUCAAGCAUAAGAGACUUGGUGAGCAUAAGAAAUGUAUUUCAAAAACAUAAAAAAAUGGGUGUUUUUAAAUAAGUACUGAAUAUAAAACUAAACUGGGAAGUGGGCUUCAAAAAGCACCAGGAAUUGAGCCUGAAAUGAAAUAUGAGGAUAGUAAUGCUUAUUUGUGUGUUAAUAUUGUGAGAAAUGUUAACACAUAGCAUGUUAUUUCACAGUAGUACUACUCGUUAGUUGUCUUUUUUGACAGCAAUUAAUAUAUUUAGA
This is a messenger RNA of Carassius auratus (goldfish), 2560 nucleotides long. Its product is annotated as alkaline ceramidase 2-like. Bases 241 to 1065 code for a protein of 274 amino acids. Gene Ontology annotation, molecular function: N-acylsphingosine amidohydrolase activity. The transcript is spliced from 6 exons. Gene Ontology annotation, biological process: ceramide catabolic process; sphingosine biosynthetic process. The record is from RefSeq and is a predicted model, not a curated record. Gene Ontology annotation, cellular component: Golgi membrane. Lineage: Eukaryota; Metazoa; Chordata; Actinopteri; Cypriniformes; Cyprinidae.